AUGGGUGAUCAUUAUGGCUUUUCGCUUACCACUUUUAGCCCGUCAGGGAAGCUGAUGCAGAUUGAAUAUGCUUUGAAUGCGGUUAAGAAUGGCCAGCCUUCUGUAGGAUUGAGAGCGAAGGAUGGUGUCGUACUGUCAACUGAGAACAUCGCAUCGGUACUGUUCGAAGACCAGCCAAAAAUAGAGAAAAUCAGUCAGCAUAUCGGAUGUGUAUACAGUGGAAUGGGUCCUGAUUUCCGCAUCUUGGUAAAACGAGCACGAAAAAUCGCUAUGGAAUACGAACUAAUGUAUGGUGAAGAAAUUCCUACCACUCAACUCGUUACUCAAAUUGCUGCUGUUAUGCAAGAGUACACACAAUCAGGUGGUGUACGCCCUUUUGGUGUCUCUUUGUUGAUCGCCGGUUGGGACAAAACGCCUGGUCGACCGCUGUUGUUCCAAAGUGAUCCCUCGGGUGCUUAUUUUGCAUGGAAAGCGACUGCAUUGGGGAAGAACGACGUUAACGCUAAAACAUUUCUUGAGAAGCGAUACAGCGAAGCUCUUGAACUAGAUGACGGGAUUCAUACGGCUCUUCUUACCUUAAGGGAGUCGUUCGACGUGGGUAUGACGGAAGACAAUGUCGAGGUGGCGAUUUGCAAUGCCAAAGGAUUCCAGCGUCUGACGAAGCAACAAGUUAAAGAUCAUCUCGGAGCUCUCUAG
Molecule: messenger RNA, 696 nt
Organism: Necator americanus (New World hookworm)
Lineage: Eukaryota; Metazoa; Nematoda; Chromadorea; Rhabditida; Ancylostomatidae
Exons: 7
Coding region: 1-696 (231 amino acids)
Biological process (GO): proteasomal protein catabolic process; ubiquitin-dependent protein catabolic process
Cellular component (GO): proteasome core complex; proteasome core complex, alpha-subunit complex
Source: RefSeq, a predicted model, not a curated record